AUAAACCAGCCAACAACACUUUUCAACUAGGGGGUUAAACGCUGAAAAUGACUUACAUUUUGGAGCGAAAUUAAAAUAAAAUUUGUAUUUUUGUAAUAUUAAUAAACUCUCUGUGUAAUUUUAUUUCCAAUGAGAUUUGAUGUGUAAACUUGCUAUCGGUUGCCCUCAGGAGAGAGUGGAGCGGCUAGUCGCUAGCAAACAGACCUUCGACCAAGAAGGGUGACACAACUCAACUUCACUACACACACACACACACACACAUACACACACACACUGCUUCGUCUCGUCUAUCAUCCGUCAGGUCAUGUGGAGGAAGGCUGUGCUGGUGGCCCUGUUGGCGUUGGGGAUGGGUUAUCUGUACCACACUGACCCGGAGCUACCGGCCCGUGUGCUGAACUGCAUCAGCCAAUCGCUGCCUCAGAUGGAGCUGAGUGACAGCUCAGAGCCCCGCCCCCCUGCGCUGGAGGAGGCCAUCGCUCGCGCCUGGCAGACCCUGAUCACGACUCCGGCCAAACGCUGGGGGAGAGUGGCUGUGGGGGUGAACGCCUGUGUGGAUGUGGUGGUGUCCGGAGUGGGGCUGUUACAGGCCUUGGCUCUCGAACCGGGUCCCGGCAGAGACCACGAGGUGCUACACAGCAAAGAGGACCUGAAAGAGGCCUUCAUCCACUACAUGGGGAAGGGCGCCGCUGCAGAGCGUUUCUUCUCAGAUAAGGAGGUUUUUCGAAGGAUCGCACGGGCGGCUGCCGAAUAUCCCGGCGCUCAGCUUUAUGUGGGCGGUAACGCUGCUUUGAUUGGCCAGAAACUAGCGUCUAACCCACAACUCGAGGUCCUCUUGUGUGGUCCGGUGGGGCCGAAGCUUCAUGACAUGCUGGAUGAGCAGAUCGUGGUCCCGCCAGAGUCUCUGCAGGAGGCCGAUGAGUUCCACCUGAUCCUGGAGUACAAGUCGGGUGAACAGUGGGGUUCCUCGAAAGCUCCUCAGGCGAACCGCUUCAUCCUGUCCCACGAUGUGUCCAAUGGGGAGAUGAGCACGCUGGAGACGUUCGUGGCCAGUUUGGACGAGUUCCAGCCGGAUCUGGUGGUUCUGUCCGGACUGCAUAUGAUGGAAGGAAUGGGCCGAGAUCUCUGGGAGGAACGACUGAAAGAGGCGGUGGUUGCGAUCUCAGACGUGAGGAACGAGGUGCCCAUCCACCUUGAGCUGGCCAGCAUGACGGACAGAGACUACAUGAACCGGAUCCUGCAGGAGCAGGUCAUUCCUAUCGUGAACUCCAUCGGCCUGAACGAGCAGGAGCUGCUGUUUUUGACUCAGUCUGGAGGAGGACCUCACGCCGACCUCGCUUCGUGGGACGGCAUACCCGACGUGGGCCGCGUCAGCGACAUCUUGCUCUGGAUCUUCGAGCAACACGGCCGGGCGGACCCAGAAUCUGAGGCCGACCUGACCCGGAUCCACUUCCACACCCUGGCGUACCACAUUCUGGCUACGGUGGAGGGUCACUGGGGGAACCAGGAGGCGGCGGUGGCUUCAGGCGCUCGUGUGGCGAGCAGUCAAGCCUGCGGUCUGCAAACCGUGGAUAUCGAUAAAGUCAUCCUCAAGGCGCCUUUGAGCUUCUACAGCUCCUUCUCAGAACCGAGAGAGAGGCUAACGCUGGACCCGACGAGACCGGUCACCGUGUGGCGCAGAGGGAACGUGUCUUUCCAUCUCACGCCGGUGCUAGUGUGCAAGCAGCCGCUGAGGACUGUGGGACUGGGGGACGCCAUCUCAGCCGAGGGACUUCUGUUUUCAGAGUUCACACACCCAUCUUUUUGAAGAAACAUCCUCUUCUCAAAAGACUCGCAAAAGAGGAUGUUUGUGUGUUGAAAUGCAGUUUGAGUGCACUCUCCUCUUUCCAGAGAUUCGUUGUUGCUACCUUUGUCUGAAAUCGUAUUGUUAAAGACAGCACUGAACGUAAUAACAACGCCAUUUUUUUUUUUUUUUACUCAAAAAUAAAGUUGGCAUCAUUCACUCACCCUCACCCAGAGCGAAAUUAUUUUCAUUUGCGUUAGUCACAUGGGUUUUGAGCAACAUGAGGGUGAGUAAAUGAUGAAAGAACUUGCUUCUUUAACGUUUAACUAGCUCAUACUCUGUUUAACAGGAACCAAAUUAUGAUUUUAGAGUCUUAAACACUUUUAUUUGGUAUUUUAAGGACCGUUAAUUAAUAUCAUGACUUGAAUGCUGCCGAUUCACAGUUGGAAAGUUGUCUUAUCCUAAUGAAAUUAAGUAGGAGCAAUGUUCCCAGGUUCAAUCACCAGCUUAUUCUAGCCAUUAUUAAUGCACAUAAUGUCAUUAAAUAUUUCAUUAUUCUUGUCUUAAUUGAAUCUCAUUGUUCUUAAGGGUGGGAAUAUAACUAGGGUUUUUUUGUACGUUGGUACCAGCAUCGUUUGUAUAUAAUAAGAGAAUUGGUAAAUAUUGUUCAUUCAGUCUGGUUAUCAGUUUUUUAGCCAUUGAUUUCUGGUGAAUUAAGGUGGCGUUAAUGACUGUUGUGAAUUAUGAUGCUUCCUAUCACACAUAAUGAAUAUGUACAUACAAAUGAUGUCAUUAGUUUUAAAGCUGAUCAUGUCAGCCAUGUUGUACCAUCCACACACAUGUGACUUUUUAAUUUUUUUUCUAAUUAAUCUCAGUAUGUGAAUGAUCGUCGGUCUUAAAUCAGCCUUAAACUUUGACAAACCUGUCUGAGGCGUUUUAACAAAAGCUUUAGAAAUAUUCAGCAGUGUUGUAAAGCAAUUCUGAGGUUUAUGAACGGUUUACACACAAGUCUAUUUGUGUUGUUUCUUGAAUAAGGCCUUGGCAAGACGUUCAGAUCAGCAGCUGAAGAAAAGCCUCGGCUCGUGUGCGUACUGUAUUUCUGUUACACUCCAUGUUGUUGACGCUGUUAGUUUCUCAAACCAACACGAAUCUUGACCGUAUCCAUCAAUGUAUUUAGAUUUGACAUCCAUGUUUGUAUGAUUUGUCACUGGCAAUAUCAUAAAUUGAGAUGUUUUGGGGUUUUACUUUUUUUUUUUUUUUUUCAAACACAGCAAAUGUUGAGUCUUGGUGUGAGGAACUCUCAAAGUACAUAUUCAUACAACUUUUAGGUAUAUAAAACAUUUUAGGGUUCUAGUUUGCACAUGUGAUUAUGCAACAAAGUCUUUUAAGAGUUACUUGGCAAAAUGUCAAUCAUAAAUGUUAAGACUAGAAAUAUUAGCUCUGUUGAGUAUGGAAUAUUUUUAUAUAAAUAAAACACUUCUGAUCCA
Pimephales promelas (fathead minnow) is the source of this 3267-nucleotide messenger RNA. RefSeq names its product ADP dependent glucokinase (gene adpgk). Gene Ontology annotation, molecular function: ADP-specific glucokinase activity. The record is from RefSeq and is a predicted model, not a curated record. Gene Ontology annotation, biological process: glucose metabolic process. Lineage: Eukaryota; Metazoa; Chordata; Actinopteri; Cypriniformes; Leuciscidae. Gene Ontology annotation, cellular component: endoplasmic reticulum.